Molecule: messenger RNA, 11987 nt
Organism: Podarcis lilfordi (Lilford's wall lizard)
Lineage: Eukaryota; Metazoa; Chordata; Lepidosauria; Squamata; Lacertidae
Source: the annotation of a GenBank genome assembly
AUGGUACCUACGCAGGACACAGAGGACCUCAGCCAGCAAUGUCAGAAUAUAGGAGAGGAAUGCAGCAAAUGCAGCCUGCACAAGCUUCCUGCUCAAACAGGUACAGCCACAUAGUCUGAGUGACAAUUGUGCCUGCAGGGCAAUAGAUGGUGAUAGAAUGUGACUAAGUCCCAGCAACAACAUAUACGAGAGCCAAAGGGACGAUCUUUUCUUUCUUUCUUUCUUUCUUUCUUUCUUUCUUUCUUUCUUUCUUUCUAAAAUAAUCCUUUAGUCUUUAGGCUUUCUAAUUACAGUGGUACCUCGGGUUAAGAACUUAAUUCGUUCUGCAGGUCCAUUCUGAACCUGAAACUGUUCUUAACCUGAGGUACCACUUUAGCUAAUGGGGCCUCCCGCUACCCCCACGCCGCCGCUGCGCAAUUUCCGUUCUCAUCCUGAGGUAAAGUUCUCAACCAGAGGUACUUCUUCUGGGUUAGCGGAGUCUGUAACCUGAAGUGUCUAACCCAAGGUGUCUGUAACCUGAAGUACCACUAUAUUGAUGUACAAGGAAGAGCUAUUUUUGAACUAACAGUUUUAUAAUAUGUUAGGUAUUCAUCACAUUUAUAUCUCUGCUUUCAGGGAACUAGGGGAAGUAAACACACAGGACCCCAGUGAUCUCAUUUAUUUUCUCAGCAUCACUGAGGUGUACUUAAGAGAUGGUGGCUAGUUGGGACUUUGAAAAGCCUUUUGGCUUCUGGCUUUUCCUAUGGGGCUUGCAAUUUUUAUUUGUUUAUUUAUAAAUUUCUAUACCCUUAUUUUGCAGCUCCAUCGCAUUGGAGCACCACUGUUGCCUAUGAUGGCUGCUGGCUGGUUGUGUUGUGUUGUGAAAACAAGUCGAUAGACCAAUGUUUCCCAAACUUAGGUCUCCAGCUGUUUUUGGACUACAGCUCCCAUCAUCCCUAGCUAGCAUGACCAGUGGUCAGGGAUGAUGGGAACUGUAGUCCAACAGCUACAGACCCAAGUUUGGGAAACCCUGCUCUAGACUUUAUAGAAUAUGCUUCUCUUCCAUGUUUCACCAGUGAUUUUGGCUUUGGUUUCUAAGCACACCAAGAGCAGUGUAGCUAUUUCUAGAUUUUUUAUUUAUUUUAAUUUUUUUAAAAAAGAACCUCAGCGUCAGUGUUGCUUCAGUUUGUUUAUCCCACAUGUUGUUCAUUCUUGGUCUUUCACUGACUUCCAAGCUGUCGAGUUCCAAAAGUAACACAAAACAGCUACAUGGGGUAAAUACAUUCACACAGAAUGUACUGGUGCUGAAUAAGGAAAAGAUUAUACUUUAAUCCACUGAUCUUGGGGCCUUUUCAUUGGACAACUGAAAGUGAAUUUUAAGCGCUAAACUUUUUCAGUGCCUGCUCACACUUUUGUGUGUUUCUUAUACAUACAGAAAGUAGUUUUAAAACAAAAUUAGCUGUGGAUUUAUAAAGUGCACUCUCUUAAAGGACAUUUUACAAUGCACACAGUUGCUAAUAGGAACAUGGCUGAAUGGCAGUCAACCUGUAAAAUACUUUAUGCAGUCAGAACACUGGGUGCUGCCUUUCACCAAGUCAGACAAUUGGUACAUCAAGUUAAGUACUGUCUAUGUUGACUGGUAGUGACACCAGGAUUUCAGACAUGGGUCUUUUCCUGUUUCCGACCUGGAAAUGCAAGGUAUCUGAUCUGGGACCUACUGCAUGAAAUCAUGUGUUCUCUGGCUGAGCUACAGCCCUUUACCUGAAGGAGACCUAUGUUACUUUGAACAAAUCCAUUGUGGGUGGAAUAGAGUAGAGCAAAAACACGGCCCGCUGACUAACUUGAACAAGGAACAGCAACACUCCCAGCCUGUUGCGGCUCCUAUUUGUCAGUUAUAAUUCUUGUAGGGGCUUAUGCAUCAAGAUGCAUUUUAAUUAUAACAUUGUGGUUUUGUAAGGAGAAAUCUUGAGAGUUUUAAUGGUCCAUGUAAUGGUCCAUGCUCAGGUGUGAUGUUUUGUAUGAUGGUUAGCAGAGGUUUAGGUUUGUUGCAUUAAGGUAAGUCCUUUACUUGUUUUUAAAAAUGGGUUGUUUCAUUAUAAUUAGUGAUUAUGUGUAUAUUAUCAGAAUAAGUUCUUUGCUGUUUUGUUUUGCUUUUUAGUUUCAGUUAUUUACUUAGUUUUAUCCUGCAUUUUAUUUGUGAACUGCCCUGAGCUCUUAUAAUGAAGGAUGGUCUAUAAAUCUAAUAAACAAAAAGGUUCCUUUUAAAUUGCUUUCUCUUCCCUUCUCGUUUUCACUACCACCUUGAGGCUUUGCCUCUUUCUUUUAUCUUUUCUGCUUUCUUGUGCUUGGUGCUGCCCCCCCUUUCCCUUUCACAACUUCUGACCCACCGAUCCAAACGCAGCCCACCUGCCAUGAGAAACAGCCCACCAGAUAUUUGGCAAAUCUCUUCUUGUUGCCUGUCUGAGAUUGCCAAAACAAGGAGUGUAAGGAGGUUGUCAGGCCACAAUGCACUGUUGUACACCUGACACCUGAUAGGCCACAAUGUGUCCGCAGGGUGGUCCCACUUUGUGAGGUUGGGAUCCGGGCAGGGUGACAUGAGAAGGAUGCAACAACCAUGUGCCCUUUGGUCCAAGCCCCUUGGGGAGGCUGUGAUCAACGGGUGCACGGCGUCCUUCUCAUGCCACCCUCCUCAAGCCACUUUGUGAGGCUAGGAUUUGAUCAGAUCCCAACCUCGCAAAGUGGUGCAGGGCUGGCUCAGAGAGGGGGAUAUGAGCAUCUCUCCCCAGAAAAUGCGCCUGAGGCAAUUGCCCCAGCAUCUCCACCCCCAUCCCACCCCCAUUAUCCUAUCUAGUAGUCAGCCUACAUUCCAUGACCAGAGCAUGCUCAGUUCUCACAGCAACAUCCCCCCCUUCCCCAGAGGAUUUUUCCUGAAGCUUUAUAUAUAAAGUUAUACACUUCUGCAAACCUUGGGUUCCCCCCCAAGUCUGUCAGUAGUCUUCUUAUUGUAUGCGUCUGGUGCCCUUUUGGCUGCGUUAGUUAUGGCACUCACAGCCUAAAUGUUGCAAACAGAGGGAGUGCUGUUUAAUUAACCUGUGGAAUUAUCCAGCCCAAGACACGACCAUGGCAACCGACAGGAUUUAGGCACGUGAUUCAGAACUAUUAAUCAUGAUAACUGAACUAAGCCUGGCUUUUAGGAAGAAACAACAUGAGAUCCAUGAUUUUUCAGAGCCACCUGACUGGAAACUGAAUGUAGAUCUAAAUGGGCCAUGCUAUGGCCCACAAUGCAAUUUUAAUUUUAUUUAUUUAUUAUUUAAGCAUUUAUAUCUUGCCUUCUUCAGUUUGGCCUCAAGCCUGGCUUACAAUAAAAAUUAAAACACAUGUCUGCAAAGUACAAAAACAAAACCAUAAAAGCAGUAAUUAAAAAACCAUUGAGAAAACGAGCUGGCCGAGCUGAUCUUAAAAUUACACUAUGAGUGCAAAUUUAAAUAAAUCAAGGAUUACAUGAUCAGUUGGGCUCAGAACAUGGGGAAUAACUACAAAAGCAAGCAUGCGAGUAUUUAGGGACACUCAGACAUAUACCCUCUUUUUAAAAUAUGAAGCUUAAGUAGUUAUUAUUAGUAAACGAACUAUACAAUUCUAAUAACUGGAAGUAUCAGAAACAAAGAUCUGGGUUGUUGUUUUUUAAUCAUCUUAGAUGGAAAUUUCAUCUCUGUUGGCUUAAGAAUCUUGGGCAAAGAUAUACUUUCUGAAAAUACUAAACUAAAACUGAAUAUUUCUAUAAACUUUAUUUCCAGGAUUCGGAAUGCUCACUCUUCUAUCAUCUGGCAUUGCUGCUAUCAGUGGCCUUCUGAUGGGUUAUGAAUUUGGAGUUAUCUCUGGAGCUCUUCUUCAGUUAACUAGCAUCCUAGUCCUCUCAUGCCGACAACAGGAGAUAGUUGUAAGUGCUCUUCUCAUUGGUGCCUUUCUUGCUUCGUUGACUGGUGGGAUCCUGAUCGACAAAUAUGGGAGGCGAGUUGCCAUUAUGCUGGCAUCUGGGUUACUUGUACUGGGAAGUCUAGUGCUGAUACUCUUCGCCUCAUACGGACUCCUCAUAAUAGGGCGGAUUGUGAUAGGGGUUUCCAUUUCACUCUCCUCAACCGCAACUUGUGUGUAUAUCGCAGAGAUUGCCCCGCAGCACAGAAGAGGCUUGCUUGUGUCUUUGAAUGAACUCAUGAUUGUAGUGGGCAUACUUUUUGCCUAUGUUUCAAAUUAUGCCUUUGCCAGUGUUUCCCAUGGCUGGAAGUACAUGUUUGGCCUGGUCAUUCCAUUGGGGAUUCUACAAGCCAUUGCUUUGUAUUUCCUUCUGCCAAGUCCUCGUUUUCUCGUUAUGAAAGGCUUUGACGAAGCUGCCAGCCAAGUGCUUGGAAAACUCAGGACAACCACAGACAUCACCAAAGAACUUGCUAUGAUCAAAUCUUCCUUGAAAGAUGAGCACCAGUACCGUUUUUGGGAUCUGUUCCAUUCAAAAGACAAUAUGAGGACUCGGAUGCUGAUAGGAAUCACUCUAGUGUUUUUUGUACAAACAACAGGACAGCCUAACAUCUUGUUUUAUGCCUCCACUGUUCUGAAAGCAGUUGGGUUUCAGAGCAAUCAGGCAGCUAGUUUGGCCUCUACUGGUGUUGGAGUGGUCAAAGUGGUCAGUACAAUCCCAGCCACCCUUUUCGUCGACCAAAUAGGAAGCAAGACGUUUCUUAUCAUUGGCUCAUCCCUCAUGUCUGUGUCAUUGUUCACCAUGGGAUUGAUCACGCUUAAUAUACAUAUGAAUGCCACUGCUGUCUGUAGAAACCAGUCCUGGGAAGAUGCCACAUUCCACGGAGUGGGACAAUUGACCUCCACAAAUGAAACUCUUGAGGAGCAAUUUGCUAGCCUGGCUUCGUCCAGCACAGUUUCACAAUGGAAGGCUGACAUUUCUAAUACGGAAAGGUGGAACAAGACCAUGUCAGUGGGAGGCAGAGCCCCCGACACAAGCCACACAGAUUCUCAGGUAGCAACAGAAGCAAUGGAAGUUCGAUCAGCUCUGAAAUGGCUUUCUCUGGCCUGCUUGCUUGUUUACAUUGCUGCUUUCUCCAUAGGACUUGGACCAAGUAAGUGUUUUUCAAUUUAUUUAUUGCAAGUUGUUUUGACUGAUAAGUAAGAAGAGACCUCAGUGUCUAUGAGCAGGAGUGGCUUGCUGGGUGGGAUAUGGGCUCUGUUAGACAGGCUCAUCCACAUGUCUUCUUGCCAUACCACAUUCCCCUGGGAAAACCCACUCUUUACUGCUGAAUUGGAGCAAAUGUCAAUUGGGUUUACAGCAGAUUGAGGUUUGCUCCAAUUCAGUGGUAGAGAGCAGGUUUUCCUGGGGGGAAAGGGCAGGGCAAACGGGAUGGAACAAGCAGAAAACCUCUCAGACCAAGGUUUCCUAGGCACAGGGCAAGUGGAAGUGUGGGCGGGCCCAAUCUGCUAGCUUCCUGGCAGGUGAGUUGCUCUUGCUUACUGGAAGGGAGAGGGGAAAGGGCCAGCAGGGUACAAGCACAGCAGAAGAGCAAAUCAGUCAAGCCCCUUCUGCGUAUAGGAUUUUCGUCUCAAGCAUCUGUGUGAUGCUUGAAGUUUAAGAAAUAAAGAUGCCUAUUCUGAGCUUUACUUUUCAGUGCCUUGUAGGCACAAGCUGGGUUUGCUUGGACAAUCCUUGAUUGAUUGAUUGAUUGAUUGAUUGAUUGAUUGAUUGCUUCAGGUGAGAAGGCAGAGAAAAUAUGUCCCUGUGAGUAUCAGCUCUCCCAAGGAUCAGAUUCCUCUCAGGGCUUGUAUCUCUGUUGAGAAAACUCAUCAAAUCAUUUAGACAGCCCAAUCAUAUGCAUGUAUAAAUAGAAGUUCCACAGGACUGUGCAUAAGCCACACUGGGCUUCUUCCUAACAUCAUAUAAAUCAUCAGUUGUACCUUCUGAGUCCCUUCUUCACAGAGAAGGGUUUUUUGCAUUCAUUAGUCCAUCUGUUGCUUUUGCCUUUGGAGGUGUGCUGUAUGUAUUCGGCCAGGCAUAGGCAAACUCGGCCCUCCAGAUGUUUGGAUUUGAUAUCCCGCUUUAUCACUACCCAAAGGAGUCUCCAAGCAACUAACAUUCUCCUUUCCCUUCCUCCCCCACAACAAACACUCUGUGAGGUGAGUGGGGCUGAGAGACUUCAAGAAGUGUGACUAGCCCAAGGUCACCCAGCAGCUGCAUGUGGAGGAGCGGGGACGCGAACCCGGUUCCCCAGAUUAUGAGACUACCACUCUUAACCACUACACCACACUGGCUUUGGGACUACAACUCCCAUCCUCCCUGACCACCUGUUAGCUAGGGAUGAUGGGAGUUGUAGUCUCAAAACAUCUGGAGGGCCGAGUUUGCCUAUGCCUGUGUUUGGUUCUCUUUUCUCCACCCCUAUUGCUUGGGGAAUAAUCCCUUUUACUUAGCAUUCCUCAACUUGCACCACUUCUUAAUCAUGCAUUUCUUUCAGAGGCUUUCAUAUCCCAUGCCUCAUUCAUUUCUAAGCUGUAAAUCUGUCUGAUCUCCACCCCCCCAAUGCGUACCUUUGUAACCCAAUAAACCAUUUCAAGUACUUUGAACUCUACUUUUUAAAGAAACACACACACACACACACACACACACACACACACACACUUUCCUUUAAUAGUCUUUAAGCUACUAGACAGAGAAGAAGAAAAGUCAGAAAACCAAGUUAAUUCUUUGCUAUAUUGUUUAGAUUACAGCCACAUAGCUGUACCUGUUACAGUGGCAAGGGUUAAGGUCAAAAAGGAAAGUUCUUAAAUGAAUUUCUCAGGUAUAUGUGCUCAGGAGAAAACAGUAUGUAUUGUUCCUUAUCUGCAAACACGCAUAACUCAGUGAAGUUAAUGGAGUUGGGAAGUCUGGAGUCUUUAGCUCUGGCUCAGUGCCUGUUUCAGAGGUAGUCCUCUCCUCCAAGGUCAGAAGCACACUCUGCAUAGGCCUGUUGGGAAUAUAGCUUGGAUGCCCACAAUAAGAAGCCAGAGGGUUUCACAUAAGAGCUGGAACAGAGCAAGUUUUGUUCAUCAGACCAAAGACUCUAAGCUACUUUAUUUUCAUAUCAUCAGCCACAACGAAAGCCUUCCAUAACUCGCCUCCCAAAGAGGUUAUUUCCUGCAUUCCAUCCACAUUUAAUCUGCUAGAGUACUAUUAUGACAACUGUACAGUUUAAUCCUUAAACCCAAACGUAUCAAUCAUUAUCAGCGAGGAACUUCAACAAAAUAUUGGAAUGUUGUCCGUAAAAGGCAGUGGGUGCAUCAGUCUAAUCCUAUUCUGAAAUGUAGCUUCUUCAAUGAAUGGGCAUGGGAAGCCAAGCACUGUGCCAGAUAGAGUGCUUCAGAUUCUUCAGUUGAGAAAAGAUAGAUGGAGAUUUUGAGAUUUUCAGCUGCCAAUUUAAAAAGCUGCCAUCUGGGUACUGGUAUUGCCGAAGUGGAAAUAUCCCUUUGGGUUCUUGCUGCUUCCUGGCAGAAGGAAAAUAGUUUUAUAACAAUGCAAGGAGAUGCUGAAACAGAAGAACUGAAACUUUGGGAUUAUGUUAUCUGAAAGACUGCUGCCUCCCUUACAAACCUGGCUGUCAUUUAUAGAUCAGCUUCAGGGGCCCUGUACACAGGUCCACCAUUGGUUCAUCUGAUGUGUUGUUCUCGGAAGCAGGCCUGGUCAGUGGCAGCCCCAUAUCUUUGGAAUGGUCUCCCAGAGAAGCGGGGAGGUGGUGGAUAGCUCAGUUGGUAGAGCAUGAGACUCAGUCUCAGGGUUGUGGGUUUCAGCCCCAUGUGGGGCAAAUGAUUUUGGCAUUGCAGGACUAGAUGACCCUAUGAGUCCCUUCCAACUCUACAGUUCUACAAUGCUAAGUACAUAUCCCCACUUUGGCCAGACAUAUGAAACAUUUGUAUUUCAAACCGCAUUUUCACAAAACAGUUAUGUUGGGCUUUUAAACUGAUGCUGUUUUUCCGUUGUGAAGUUGGAUUGCGGUAGAUUAAUAAAAAAAUAAAAAAUGUUUUCAGUCUGCUUUGCUGCUUCCUUGGGAGGGCUUUGCCAUCAAAGAUAGCAUACACAUGUCUUAAGUAAAUUUCCCAGCUACCUAAGGCCUUUUAAUUAGAGACAUUAGAAAUGGAAGCUGUGGUUGCUUUCCGAUUUGUUUAUUGAGCAUCUCUCCUAUUUGCAUGAAAUCUGCAUGGAGAUUAUACUUCUCUGGCUGUUUAUUGAGCAGUGAUUUGUGAUGAGGUUAUACAACAGCAGGUAAAAUGACUGUUCUCCCACUCUUCCCAGUACAUUUUGCCAUCACUUUCCUUACCGCAAAAAGUCCAGUUUGGAAGAGCACCAAAUCUGCCAUAAUUGUGCAACUAUAGUUUGCCACUUGUAUCCCACCCACAACAUACUGACAGUCUGGAAGCACCUGUGACCCUCGGAAUGUAAAUAAGGUGUUCUUCCAUGACUUUGAAUCACAGAAUUGUAGAGUUGGAAGGGACCCUGAGGAUCAUCUAGUCCAACCCCCUGAAAUGCAGGAAUGCGCAGCUGUCCCAUACAGGAAUCAAACCUGCAACCUUGACGUUAUCAGCACCAUGCUCUAACCAACUGAGCUAUCCAGGCUUUCCCAUCCAUGGUCACAUGCAACCCCCUGCCCCAAUACCUUUGAGGUGGUUUUGCUUUAGUUUGCUGAACUAGGUGCAGCAAGAAGCUCAGUACAGUACUGGGGAGAGACAAGCAGGAGUGUAGGCCUGAUUCUGUAUUGUGUGCCCUACAGCUUAUAUCAAGGAAUACCCAAAACUCCCACUGGCUUUGCUGCUUCUGGCACCUGUGCCCCCCCCCCCACCGUUGCCCAAUUUAGUGGAAUGAGGGAGCAUAGGAUCAGGACAGGGAUUUGUGAAGGUAGACUAGAUGAACCUUGCAUAACACCGCACACUGUUACGUUUGUAUUUUUAAUUUCAGUGUCCUGGCUGGUACUGAGUGAAAUAUUUCCCGGUGGGAUCAGAGGAAGAGCGAUGGCUCUAACCUCCAGCAUGAACUGGGGUGUUAAUCUUCUAAUCUCCUCAACCUUUUUGACUACAACAGGUAAGGCUGGUAUGGGUAAGGGUGAGCAUAAUGGGUCACCACAACUUAAAAUGCAGCAUUAAGAAGAGUGUAAAAUCACAAGAAUAAGGCUGGCUUCAAAUUUCGCAUGUGUGUAAGACCAGGGGUUGUGCAAGUUUGCCCAAUAUACAUGCAAAGUAUAUUUUCCCUAAUAUAAUGUGUUUUUAUAUCUUAUUUUCACACAUAUGCAUUUAAAGGAACAUUUAAUGCAUACAUUACUUGGCUGGGGAACUGCACUGCAACAUUUAGAAAGCGCAAAUUUUGUAGAAUGGCUGUUUCUCCUGGUUCGCUUAUUAUUUCAGAAAACAUGAAUUAGGUAGAUUCACCUUCGAUACAAACUGAAUCUAGUUUCUCCCCCAUGCCUAGUUAGGCUUUAGCUGACUAUACUUACAUAAAUAAUAAUAAUAAUAAUACCCCACACAUCUGGCUGGGUUUCCCCAGCCACUUUGGGCGGCUCCCAACAGAAUAUUAAAAACACAAUAAAACAUCAAACAUUAAAAGCUGUCCUAAACAGGGUUGCCUUCAGAUGUCUUCUAAAAGUCAUAUCUGAAAUGCUCUUUUAAAAUCUCCUCACAAACCAUUGAUAAAUAUUCAACUCUCCCCUGAAGACUACUUUACAAAAUAGCACCCCAUUUUCACCGUUCGGGUGCAACUGUGAACCUAGUUCUCUUAAUGUUGAAGGAAGCAAUAGGUUUGGCUCCUUCCUGACCUCUAAGCUCUGGCCACCACUAUAACAUUGCUGCUUCUGCACUCAGUGAACCAACAUUUCUUAGCUGACAAUUUUUCUGAGGAAAAACUGUUGGGAGAAUUUCAAAAUCCCACCCUUUGGCCCCUUUCUCUAAGGUUGUUGUGACUCAACCCUUGCAUGAGAGACAAUGUGGUCAUGCACACGGCAUGCCUGCGAAACGAAACUCAUUUAAUGAAUUUAUUUCUGCACCUUUAUUUAAAUAGCAACCUAUGUAAUACAGGGGGUAAGCAGAAGCACCAACUUGCACCAAUGACUGAGAGGCCGGUCGCGUGUGUGACGUCACAUGUGUGACAUGCAAUGUCAUGUGACAUUUUGGGAGGAGGCAGGGGACUGAGCAGUGGCCGAUGGCCCCUGUCCUUUCUGGCCAUUGCCCAUGCUUGCUGGAGCUGAUGUUCAGCAACAUCUGGAAAGCCACAGAUCACACACACACCCCCGCUCUGCUGACCUGGACUGAGAACAAGGUUCCUAAAAUAACUAAUUAUUUAUUUUUUAAAAAAAUUCUUAGAUCUCAUUGGUUUACCAUGGGUCUAUUUUGUUUAUGCCAUGAUGAGCCUGGCAGCGUUGGCGUUUGUCGUCUUCUUCAUCCCCGAGACAAAAGGAUGUUCCCUAGAGCAGAUAUCUAUGAAACUGGCAAAACAGUAAGUAUGGAAGUUACGGUGUUUUUAACAGCAUUCUAGUAAAUGGCAGUGUGAAAAACGGCACAUCCUUCCUCAUGAGGUUACAAAUGCUCUUGGAAGUAAAAGCUGCCAUCUAGUGGGCUUGUAUUGUGUCACACUUGGCAGCAGCUGAAGGGAACUGAGAGCUCACUGACUCCAUUCCUGGUGGUUUGUUUUUUUCAUGGGCUCAGAACCUAUAUGCAAGCUUUCCAUAGAGCAGGACAGUCUAUACUGUGGUUUCAUUAUUAAUAAAUCCUGCAUGAAGAGGCCACACUGAGCCCAAUUCUGUGAGCUUUAACAAAGCCAGGUAAGAUAUUGUUACAUAGCCGGGGGGGGGGGGGCAGCUGCCCCCCUCAUCAAUAAAAAUAAGUAAAAAUGCAUAGCAAACUGAGGUUCUGCCCCUCCUGACAAAAAUCCUGGCUACGUCCAUGGCCUUUGAGGAUCUUUGUGAAUCAAUGUGUUGUUUUAAUAGCAGAAUUCACACCUCAGCUGAUGCUGAUAUAUAGUAUUUUUUAUUCCUAACUCACUUGUAAGGUCAGCCAGGUAAUAUAGCCAUAGUAAUUUUAUAGCUGGGGUGGGAAGUUAGCAUUGAAAAACACUCUUGCAGCCUUGUUUCUUUUACAUUUUUUUUUUACCUUAAAAAUACUAUUAUUUGUCUAAAUUCCCUGUUCAGAAUACAGUGGUACCUCUGGUUACAGAUGCUUCAGGUUACAGACUCCGCUAACAUAGAAAUUACCCGGGUUAAGAACUUUGCUUCAGGAUGAGAACAGAAAUCGCACAGCGGUGGCACGGCAGCAGCAGCAGGAGGCCCCAUUAGCUAAAGUGGUACCUCAGGUUAAGAACAGUUUCGGGUUAAGAACGGACCUCUGGAACAAAUUAAGUUCUUAACUCGAGGUACCACUGUAGGAGUUUGAGAAAUUGCCUUUAAAAAUAUUUUCACCUGCUCUUUGUAAAUGGUAUCUGUCUCUUCAUCAGUGUGUUCUUUGCAAAAAACUAGGAGAAAUCCAGAUUCUGUAAAAUUUGGAACAAUGCAUAUAAAUUGAUGUUAUGUAUGCAAAGAAAAUGCGGAUUUGUACUAUUUGCAUGAUUUAUACACUUCAAAACAAGCUUCGCGUUUCAUCUUUUAACAAGCAGUUGUCUGUCACAUGAUGGUUGUCAGACCAUAUCUGAUGACAAGUGUGAAGUUGACUAAAUUCCAUUUAAUGUUAAAACUUUUUAAAAAAUAAAAAAUAAAAAAUCUAAACCACACCGGUCUAAGGUGGCAAAGACCCAUGCCAACCACAACUCAAUUAGCUCCAAAAGCACAACUGCCAAUGUUGCCUGUAAGGGAUAGAAAUUCUUAUAGUAAAAAUAUAUUGCCUUGAUCCUGCCUCCCUUUUCUUCCAGAAAGUAUGCAACAAGUACUCAAUGCUGGAGGGGCCGACGCCAGGAUCAACUGAUGCCUAUAGAACUUCCCAGCAAAGAGACCCAUGAACAAUUCUACUAA